AUGGGAAUUGUUAAACCUGCAAUUCCACUAUCAGUCUUAUGGGGAACAACAACACUUACAACAUUAUAUUAUACUACAUCAACCCAUGAUAUUUCUCAUGAAAUUUAUUUGAUUUCCAGUUUAUUAAUGUUUAUGUUGGAAUGGGCUGCACCAC
This is a messenger RNA of Entrophospora sp. SA101, 154 nucleotides long. The record is from the annotation of a GenBank genome assembly. Lineage: Eukaryota; Fungi; Glomeromycota; Glomeromycetes; Entrophosporales; Entrophosporaceae.